Messenger RNA from Magnolia sinica, 2366 nucleotides. Its product is annotated as UPF0481 protein At3g47200-like. The coding region runs from base 705 to 2261 and encodes 518 amino acids. Lineage: Eukaryota; Viridiplantae; Streptophyta; Magnoliopsida; Magnoliales; Magnoliaceae. The record is from RefSeq and is a predicted model, not a curated record. The transcript has 2 exons.
CUGGUAUAGAUCAAAGGUCAGGUGGACCAUAGUGGGGAUUGCACGCCCACCAUUAGUAACUCCUUGGCACUGGCAGAAGUUUUGAUCAAGCUGAUAUUUGUGUUUUCCCUUCGUCUAAGGUCUACGCAACCUAUAUGAACAUGUUAGAUGGAAAAUAAAAAUCAACGGUGGAUGUCCUUAUCACGACUGCUUCCAAUGGAGUGCAUAGAGCCCUUGCUUGGACCGGGUCCAUCCAAGUGGGCGCAAUCCGCUUCUGCUCGCAUACUUUUCUCGCAGUACUGAGGAAAUCACAUGUGGAUUAUGAGACUCGGUCUUGACAUUGGCAGGAGCUCUGUGGGGUCCACCGUGAUGUACGUAUUAUAUCCAUGCCGUCCAUCCUAUAUGAAAGAUCAUUUUAUAGCAUGAGCCCCAAAACGAAGCAAAUCCAAAGCUCAAGUGGACCACACCACAAGAACCAAUGGUGAUAAUGAUUCCACCGUUUAAACGUUCUUGGGACCCACCGUGAUGUUCUUUUGCCAUCCAACCUGUUGAUAAGGUCACAUAGACCUAGACGUAUGGAAACACAAACAUCAGCUUGAUCAAAACUUCUGCAGCUCCCAAGAAGUUUUUAACGGUGAGCAUUUAAUCCCCACUGUGUGGUCCACUUAAUCCUUGGAUCUUGAUCAUUUUUGGACUCAAUAACCUAAAAUGAUAUUGAAAAAUGGAUGGACAGAAUGGAUAAAACCCAUACAUCACGGUGGGCCGCACUGCUGGGAUCGGCAGGUGCAGUACGGAAUCCGCGUCGAAGGAACCCCGAGACCCUUAAAAUCAGAUGUGAAGCCAUGAGAGAAGUCCACCGGCAGCAAGGGAAAAAAAAAACAGUGCAUCAGGAAUCGUAUCAUUCACUACCGAUACGAGAUACAAUGGCCGCAUCAUUCAUGGACGAUACGUAUGAAAUAGAAGUGGAAGCGAACACGUCAACCAACGCCUCCCCAAGACGGAGAAUCCUACCCCCAGGUAGGCAAGCACUCGCCAAUUCCAUGAUGAAAUCGAUCAACGCAUCCGUUUCCAAGCUCAGACAUGAAGAUCCGCCCACAAUCUACAUAGUCCCACGAAAAAUCCGUCAAAUAAAGAACGAUGCAUACGAGCCUGAUAUCGUAUCGAUCGGACCAUACCAUCACGGCAAGAAGAACCUACAAAGAAUGGAAGAACACAAAUGGCGGUACCUACAUUCAAUCCUCUCCCGCAAUCCCAACCAUCGGUUGGAAGACUACCUCGAGGCUAUCGAGGAAUUAGAGGAUAAAGCACGAAGUUGCUACUCUGACAAUGUGGGCCCGCAGAUGGGCAACGAGUUUGUGAAAAUGAUGGUGCUUGAUGGUUGCUUCAUUGUCGAGCUCUUUCUCAAGCUGAAAGAAGAAAAGGAAGACCCGAUAUUUAGUACGAUUUGGAUGCUGUCUCUUAUCGGGUAUGAUAUGCUCUUACUCGAAAAUCAAAUUCCUUUCUUCGUUCUACAGCGUAUUUUCAAAAUGGCUUGUACGGUGGACGAACUGUUCCUUUAUUCACUUCCUGAGCUUGCCCUUGAUUUCUUCAAAGACUUCUUGUAUAGGAAUAAGGAAAUCCCUAUCAUGGAUUCCUACCAUCAUCUGCUUCAUUUGUUACAGACGCAUGUGAUACCUACCGGGGAGUCCUACCUUCCGUGCAAUCAUAAAGUAGAAUCCAUCCCCAACAAGUGGAGGAAUCCAGUCAAGUACUUGCGCUCGAAAGGGGUGAAGUUGAAGAAGAAAGAGAAGUGGAGUAGCAUCUUGGAUGUGGAAUUUAAAAACGGGGUGUUGGAAAUCCCGCCCUUACAAAUAGAUGGUUCCACCAAUACUCUUUUUCGAAACCUUGUAGCGUUUGAACAAUGCUAUUCAGAGGCUACAAUCUGCUUCACGACUUACGUUUCCUUCAUGGAUUGUAUUAUCAACACGUCCAAGGAUGUGGCGUUGCUUUAUCGGAAUGGGAUCAUGGAUAAUAUGUUGGGAAGCGAUCAGGAGGUGGCCCACCUAUUCAACCAGCUCUGCAUUGGGACAUUCGAUUACCCGAUUAAUUACCUAUCGGGUCUAUAUUGUGAUGUGCAAAAACAUUGCAACACCAAAUGGAACUUGCAGUGGGCGAGCUUGAGGCGCAAUUAUUUCACCAAUCCGUGGGCCAGCCUUUCUUCAAUAGCGGCCGUGAUCCUCAUCCUGGUCACUAUCGCCCAAACGUUCUACACCGUCUAUACCUAUCACCGACCUUCGUCCUAGUUCUUGAUCAUCAUGUUUUAAUGGUUUAUAUGAUUUUGAUUUUUUUUCAUUUGAGCUCCGCUACUUGUGUGUAUGAAAAACGUUACUGUAGAAAAUGAAUCUUGG